This is a messenger RNA of Funneliformis mosseae, 516 nucleotides long. The record is from the annotation of a GenBank genome assembly. NCBI's taxonomy places the organism in Eukaryota, Fungi, Glomeromycota, Glomeromycetes, Glomerales, Glomeraceae.
AUGAAGCGAAGUUCACAAAAUACAUCAGAAAUGUGGGAGAUUCUGGGCCUUAUAAAAGGACGAAGCAAAGUUCACGAAGCUUCGGCAAAUAUAGAUGUCAAUAAAAAAUCUUUCUCAAAACAAUUUCUUCAACACUUAUUUGCAAUCUGCGAAAAACUUGCUAAAAAUCGGGAGUUAAAUCUAUCCUCAGUUAAUAUUCACAAUAUAUUAUCUAAAAGUGCAUUUUUGGGAGGUACUCAAUCAAUUGAAACCGUCAAUGGCAAAAUUUUUAAUGUUAAAAGAAAUCAAGAAGAGCCUCUGCCAAAUUCGUCUGUAUCUCCAGUUGAUGAAAGUCUGAUUUCUAAUGAUGCUGAUAAUGAUGAAUUGUUGGCGAAAAGCAGUAGUGAUAUACAAGAUGAUGAAAAUGAAUAUGUGCAAGUUCCUCUUUCUAAGCUUGAUUUUAAAGAAUUUACUGAAGAAUAUCAAAAAAUGGAUGAUACCAAAAAAUGGGUGUUGUCUACAAAAAAGAUUAUGUGA